Molecule: messenger RNA, 742 nt
Organism: Manihot esculenta (cassava)
Lineage: Eukaryota; Viridiplantae; Streptophyta; Magnoliopsida; Malpighiales; Euphorbiaceae
Product: auxin-responsive protein SAUR32
Exons: 1
Coding region: 108-446 (112 amino acids)
Biological process (GO): response to auxin
Source: RefSeq, a predicted model, not a curated record
UACUCUUCUCUCUCCCUCUUCAAGCAAGCCAUAACUGCAGAUCCUUGGCCUUUUUCCAUCCUCUUCUUCUAAAUUUUAAUUUCUGUAGUCAUCGAUCCUUGAUUAUAAUGGGUAGUGGAGAGAAAAAUCUAAGGAACUUUCACUUACACUUGCCUCAUCUUCACCAUGGGAAUAACAAGAAGCAAGCGAGAGACGUGCCGAAAGGCUGUUUGGCAAUCAAGGUGGGUCAGGGAGAGGAGCAGCAGAGAUUUGUGGUGCCUGUGAUGUACUUCAAUCACCCACUGUUCUUGCAAUUACUGAAGGAAGCUGAAGAAGAAUAUGGGUUUGAUCAGAAGGGUACGAUCACCAUCCCUUGCCACGUAGAGGAGUUUAGGUACGUUCAGGGCAUGAUUGAUAAGGAAAGGUCCCUUCAUCACCACCAUCACGUUGGGUGUUUCAGGGUUUGAAUUUGACUCCAUAUCGUCGAAGAUUGUGAGGGUUGCGGUGCCAAACAGGCCUGUACCUCGCGAAAGAAACAGGUUUUUUGAUGGAUCAAAUCUCUUCAUUUUUUUUGGGGGGGAUGUGUAAAUUUGGGGUCCGUUUAGGGUUUUGUUUAUGUUUCUUAUUAGAGCUUGAUGGUUGGCCUCUGGGAGUCGAUCACCCAUGUCUGAUGAUGAAGACAAAAAAUUACCUUGCAAUUGUAUUUGAUAUUUGUUAUUUUGUUAGGAAACGUUAUGGAAAAAGCUAUUCUCUUCUUUUUUUU